AGUAACAAGUAUAACGAUGUUCUUAAUGUGACUGUACAUAAAGAGGGGACUUGUGCACAUCUGGCCAUAGUAAUUAAUAACUCUUAUCUGGAGCAGCCAGUUGUGAAAAGACUACUGGCCCGUUGACGUGUCGCCGAACCUUGAAAGAAAUGUCGAUCACAAUUGAAAAAGUUGUCGAUGCUGUCGAACUAGGCGAAGGUCCUCAUUGGGAUGUGACAAGUCAAAAGCUCUAUUACGUUGAUAUCAAUGGUCAGAAAAUUAUGAGAUUGGAUCCUACCACUGGAAAAGUCAAUUACGCUUACAUGAAGGAUGGACAUGUCGGUGUAGUUGUCCCAGUCGAGGGUACUAAAGAUAAGCUUAUUGCCGGCGUUGGCAGAAACGUCGUACUAGUGUCGUGGGACGGCGAAAGUAACAAUGACAACCCACCGAUUAAAGUAUUGGCAUCUUUAGACACUGACCGCACUGACACAAGGAUCAAUGAUGGAAAGUGCGACCCCGCUGGUCGUUUCUGGGCUGGAACCAUGGGUUUGGAGGUGAACAGCACUAUUGAGCCAAACAGAGGAGCUCUGUACUUAAUAGAUUCAGAUAGCAGUGUGAAAAAAGUACUUUCACCAGUUUCCAUCAGUAAUGGGUUAACGUGGAAUUUGCAAAAAGAUGUUAUGUAUUACAUUGACUCUAUGACACGUCAAGUUUCGGCUUAUGAUUAUAAUAACGCUGAUGGAUCAAUAACUAAUAAGCGAGUUAUAUUCGACAUAAAGAGCAAUAACAUCGAAGGAUUACCCGAUGGUAUGACCAAUGAUGCUGAUGGAAAUUUAUGGGUUGCCCUAUUCAAUGGAAAAGCUGUAAUUCAAAUCGAUCCUAAAAGAGGAAAACUACUCCGAAAAAUAGAGUUACCUGUUGACAGAAUUACUAGUGUAGCUUUUGGUGGCCCGCAACUAGACACUCUAUACGUAACGUCCGCUUAUGUUGGAAUGACAGCUGAACAAAGAAAAUUAAAGCCAGAUUCCGGUGCCUUAUACAGUAUCAAAGGUCUUGGAGUUAAAGGCUGUCCUCCUAACAAUUUUAAAUAUCAUAUUUUACAAUAACAGUAUUCUUAUAAUGUUUUUUCGUUUGAUGAAUAUAUUUUGAAGUUUUUUUCCA
Molecule: messenger RNA, 1140 nt
Organism: Phymastichus coffea
Lineage: Eukaryota; Metazoa; Arthropoda; Insecta; Hymenoptera; Eulophidae
Product: regucalcin-like
Exons: 6
Coding region: 150-1085 (311 amino acids)
Biological process (GO): L-ascorbic acid biosynthetic process
Molecular function (GO): gluconolactonase activity; enzyme regulator activity; calcium ion binding
Source: RefSeq, a predicted model, not a curated record